CGGACUUUCGGCUUCCGAAAAGUGUUUGCAAACCCAAACAGCCACUUCCGGAUUUGCGGUGUUCGGGAGCCAAAACGUUCGGGAACUAAGCUGUUUGAAAACCAAGGCACGACUUUUAUAUGCAUAUCCCACUGAAAUGCAGCCUUUAAAAUGUUUUGUACAGUAGUCCCUCUUUAGAGGGUAGAAAAUCCACACUUGAACUCAUGCUAAUGAGGGCUAUAUUUCUCAAAAAAUGUAAAUGUAGUUAAGAAUUGCCAGCUAUUUGUAUAUUCAAGGCCUAAAAUGGUCACAGAAUCACCACAAUUCUUACCUCUUUGAAGCGUAAGUCCCAUUGAACUCAAUAGGAUUUAUUAUGAGCAGAUAAAUAUAGGACUGCUCUAUUAGUGUUUUGAAAGGUGCCCAUGACAUAAUUAUUGCUUCUGAACUCAUAUAUAUAUAUAUAUAUAUAUAUAUAUAUAGAGAGAGAGAGAGAGAGAGAGAGAGAGAGAGAGAGUUCUCUCAUUUUCAUUGAAAAUCUUUCUUCCUAUAAAUACUUACAUUAUUUGUUGUUGUUGUUGACAAAAUACUACUGAUCCCUAAUAAAUAUUGGUCACUAAUGUGUAUCUGAAACCCUAAGGAAAUAGGUCCCAAAAUAAUCAGUUAAUGAAGCUGCAAUCCUGUACUUAGUUGCCUGGUAGUUCAGUUCCAAUGUUCCUUAUUUCUGAGAACAUCUGUAUUGCACUGGAAGUCUCUUUAGUUUAAUAAGCUGGGCACUGCUGUUCUUGUAUGUAUGCUCAUUGUCUUCAAACACAGUAGCUUCUGCGUUUGCUCCCCUGGGAGGUGCUUUCCCUUGUAUUAAUGUGGUUGAAGAGUGUGCAAACACAGGACCUUGAUAUGUGCACUUGGGUGCACCACAGUGUUGUACAUGUGAGCAAGUGUGCUUUUUAAAGAUUCAAAUAUAUGUUAUGUGGGCCAGGAAUGAGUUAUACAACUUUAAUUACCUAUGACCUAGGACUCAGCUAUACAGUUGCAAAGACCACAGCGCCACCCACAUCCCUAAAAUAUAUAUUAUAUUUUCACAGCCUUUUUAAAUAUAUGUGUAGAUUCAGUCCUACCCAACUAGAAAAUUGCUGAAGGUUUUGGUGGGCCACUUAAAAUAUUUUUCUGCCUUUUGUUGGGCUUGCAAUAUUCAAUGUUAGACGCUGCAUGUUUUUUCAUUGUGCUUUCCUUGAUUCUUUUAUUUCUCACAAUGUAUUUUACUGUCUUAUUCCAUGGAAAAAUUCCAUUCUAUUAGAAUAAGUCUAUUGCAAUUACUGAAUUACAUAGAAUUCAAAUGGUAAUGUAAUAAAAUACAGCCUAAGAAAUAAAAAGAAGCAAUAAAAAUACAAUUAAAAAUCAAAACAGCUAUAUAAUGUGGAGUUGCUUCGGGUCACCUGAAUGAAGUUUGCUGUCCACUGGUGGUGUAUGGACCACAGUUUGGGAACCUUUGUCCUACUCAUUAAAGCUGCCAGAGGAAAUCUUCAUGAUAGGGAGUAGAGUUUGGAUAUGCAUUCAAAAGGCCAGAUUGAAAUCCUGAGCCAAUCAUGACACUAGGUGGUCUUGAAAAGACAUUUAUGCAAUACAACCUACAUAAUUGGGUUGUUAUGUAGAUGAAAUAGCUUCAAUUAUGCCACCCUGAGCUCUUUGGAGGAAAGGCGAGAUUAUAAGGUGACAGAUAAAUUAUACAUUUAAGUACAGUGUUUUAGUUUUUUCUCCCUGAUAAAUGCUCUUAAAUUCCUCUGCUGAUGAUUUCAUGGGUGUAUUUACAGUACAUCACUGACAAAGAGGUGCCACACCUUCUGAAUACUAGCACAGACAGUACCUUGGCUUUGGGGCAAGAAUUUAAAGGAGCUAAUUCAAAAAGCAAACUUGCCAUUUCCCCUGUAUGGAAUAAUUUCUAGUAAGCUAACUCUGGUUCGCCACCAGAUGUCCUUCAUGAGUAGGAAAAUAUGAUAUUCUGUAUUCUGCAUUCAUAACAUUCUAAGACCAGGACAGUGAAAGGAAAGUUUGAGAGUGAGAGAGAGCGAGCAAAUAUUAGGAGGUGAAACAUUCUUUUAAUAGUAUUGGUGUUUUAAUUCUGUAGCCUGAGACCUCAUGGAACACCAUUAUGUUUUGUUCAGCAAGGCAUAAUUUUCUGUACCCUUAAAAAUAGACCUUUAAAAUUUCAAAUGAAAAUUUUACAUAUAUGUAGGUGUAAAUUCACAUUUCCUCUCAUCAGUUCCUUGACAGUCGUAGAGCAUCCAGAUGAUUUUUUAAAAAAUUAAAGUAGCAUGACCUGAAUCCAAAUGGAAACAUUGCAAUAUUGAGCUCUGACUCCCCAGGGUCAUACUUCUCCAAAUGUGCAAGUGUAAAUAAGGUCUGGCUGAAGAUAUAUUGGUUUGCCUCUAAGUAAAUAUUGCUUUGCCUCUUAAUAAAACGGGUAUGCUCCAUGCAGAUUGGAAGGGUGCCCAGCCAAAUGGGGACUAGGGAGAAAGCUGGGAGUGGGUACCCCCCAACUUAUGGGAGAGCAUGUGUGUGACUUCAUUGAGGUCUGCAAUAAAUCGGUCGGGGAAACCCAGCAAACAGCCUGGAGACAUGCAACUUGCCCUCAUGAUGCCAUGGAACUCGGACAGCAGAGAGCAGGAUUCAGGGCCCAUUCCUCAGUUGCUAAGUAGUCAUAUGGCUGAAGUACAGCAUUCAGCCUGAGGCAAUUGGUAGCGGAAGAAGCCAUGCAUUCGGUGUUUUGGGCCGAAGUCCGUGGAACUCCCUCCCAACUGAAAUUAGACAGACGCUCUUCAAGCUGGACUUCAGGAGCAUGGCAAAAAUUAUCUUGCUCCGCCAGCCAUUUUAAGGUAGCGUUCGGGUUCCUGUUUGGUUUCAUGAUGUUUGGUUUAAUUUUACGUAAACCGCUUGGAAAUGCUCGCGAUUGAACUAAUUAUAUGAAUCCCUUUAAAUAAAAGAAAGAACUGGCCCUUUGAAAUGGAUGCAGAUGAUCAAGCACAUAUUCGCAGAGCUCGGUUUCCGAAUCCCCUUGUGCUCAUGGUGAUACUUCCACCCCUCUUGACAGCUUCGGAGGGGAACUUGGUCAAAGAGGUUUGCAGGCAGGAAACCCAGUGGCAGCUUUCGGCCAGGAGGAAGGCGGGUGGGCGGGGGUGUUAAGGGAGGAGGACUAAGUGACCAAAGGAAUGAGGAGCUGGCUAAGAAGAUGGGUGCCGUUUGAACCCCCCCCCCAAAUGAUCAGCUAUUUUAGGUGGAACAAGUUUCAUACCACACUGCCACAGUUUUUGCCCCAGAUGCUGUCGUGUAAGCCUGAGUACCAUAAGCUCAGAGGAAGUUUUGUGUUCUUCCCCCGAGACCUUUCAUUGAGUGGCUGGGGAGACUCAGCCAGAUGGGCGGGGUAUAAAUAAUAAAUUAUUAUUAUUAUUAUAUCAUUGGCUCCAGGGUAAAAAGACAACAACAAAGUUAACAUUCCCAGGUCGUCCCUAGGAGUGACUCAGGCUGCCUGUGGAACCAGAAAGUAUGGGGAGAGAGAGGGAGAAGAGAAAGAAUCUUACCCUUUGCGAUGUUUUGUUGUGGAACCUCACCUGUAGCAAUUAUUUUUUAGUUAUGCUAAUAUGUUAUAGCCUAUAUAUUUUACAGACCCUGUUUCUUCUAUAGCUGAUCCCUAGGGAAUGCUGUCACAAUAUGGGGUUGUUGUUUUUUAGGACUGUUGUGUCAACUUUGCAUCAGUGGAGACCUCCUCUAAACCCCUCUGGGUUCCCUGCAGAUGAUAGGAGGGAAGAUAAUAAGAUGAAGAGAUUUCUGCACAUUCCUCCCUCUUCUUUUACUAAUGUCCUGCAAUGGUGAAAUUGUAGUCCAGCAACAUCUGGAGGACCAUAGGUUCCCCACAUGGGUGUGACCAAGGGAGGCAGCUGCCCCCCCCCAAAUCAGUAAAAAUACUUAACUGAGAUUCUGGUUACACCCAUCGUUCCCCAUUCCUAACUUAAAGGUGAACACAUUGAAAAGAAUUCUGUUUUUAUAGGUGGAUAGAUAGAAUCUUGUCUGAGCUGUGCAUGUUUUGGUUUGCCUUAGACAAGCCCGUGUUUCCCAGGCUCAGUGCUGGAGUUUCCUUAUCUGUAAUAUGGGAGCUAUAACAGUGCUGUGCCUUUGUAUGGUUGUAAAAAUGCUGAAUAAUACGUUGUGGCUGUGGAUUUUUUUGGAGCACUUAAUUAUGUAGUGCUUCAAGUAGUAUUGUUUUUAUUAAAACAUGUACAAUUUAAUACGCAACCCACUCUUCUUCUUUUUAUAUAACUUGGAUUGUUUGUCAGGCAAAAGAAAGGGAAAAAGCAAGUAUGCCUGUUAUCUUGAGAGAUCUUUUGGAAUGAACAAAGAUUAACUGCUUAGUUUAUAAAACAACAACAACAAAACAACCCUGUUCUAAGUUCAUGGACUUCCUGUUAAAGUUAUUCACAGGUUAUUAUACUUCCUGUUAACCACUCUGCUUGUGAAAUAAGAUACGUUGUUUUCGGUUUGAGGGCCUCCAUAAAUAAGUCGUGGAAGGGAGAAGGAAACACAUGGGAGUAUAUAAACUUGCAUCUGAUCAUCUGUGAACUUCUUUUCCAUUACAUUCUCGUCAGCCAGCAAGGGUACCGUUCUUGCGACCCCUUUUCAAAUGGACUUGGAGCCUUAAGAUCCAUACAGAUCCAUUAUUAUUAUUAUUUAAAAAAAACAUUGUCACCACCCCAAUGUAAGUCAGUGUACUGACCUGGAAAGUUAGGAUGGCCACGUGAGAGACAGGACAGGGCUGCUCUGCCUUUCGAUAGCUGUAUAGAUGAGGAGGGAAUUUCAGCAGGUGUAACUUCUCUCUUGUAGCGCUAUGCUGUGAAGCAGCUAUGUUGAACGUCCCAUUGCUGCACAUUUUGGGAUGGCGAACUUAGGGCCCUCCCAGAUUCUGUUUGGAUGGCAACACUCCUUGAUCCAUGACCAUGCUUGCUAGAGCUUAUGGGAGUUUGAGAGUUUGAGUCCAUCAUCUGGAGCAGGGGUCGGUCAUCAACCUUUUCCAGCCAUGGGCCGGUCCUCCGUCCCUCAGACCAUGUGGGGGGCCGGACUAUAUUUUGAAAAAAAUAUAUGAACGAAUUCCUGUGCCCCACAAAUAACCCAGAGAUGCAUUUUAAAUAAAAGCACACAUUAUACUCAUGUAAAAACACCAAGCAGGCACCACAAAUAACCCAGAGAUGCAUUUUAAAUAAAAGCACACAUGCUACUCAUGUAAAAACACGCUGAUUCCCGGACUGUCCACGGGCCGGAUUGAGAAGGCGAUUGGGCUGGAUCCAGCCCCCGGGCCUUAGGUUGCCUACCCCUUAUCUGGAGGAAUGAUCAGUUUUUUUCCACCCUGCUUUAAAAGUCCAGCAGCCUCGUCUGUUGCAGCUGCUUAGUUACCCUUUUUGCAAUGGACAAUUCUCAACAAGACCCCCUGAUCUUAAAAGACUUUUUUCUGAAAAAGCUGCAUCCCCUAAGUCAUUCACUCCAAAGCAGCUUCAAGUAAGAACCUUCAUACAAAGUAUGAAAUAAGAUGGGAGGUUAAACUCGCCGUUAAGAAGGAUGAGAGAAUUUUUCAAGUUUAUUAAGUAAAGGUAAAGGACCCCUGACCAUCAGGUCCAGUCAUGUCCGACUCUGGGGUUGUGGCGCUCAUCUCGCUCUAUAGGCCGAGGGAGCCAGCGUUUGUCCGCAGACAGCUUCCGGGUCAUGUGGCCAGCAUGACUAAGCUGCUUCUGGCAAACCAGAGCAGCGCACGGAAACGCCGUUUACCUUCCCGCCGGAGUGGUCCCUAUUUAUCUACUUGCACUUUGACGUGCUUUUGAACUGCUAGGUGGGCAGGAGCUGGGACUGGGCAACGGGAGCUCACCCCAUUGUAGGGAUUCGAACCGCCGACCUCCUGAGACUUUCUACCCAGGAGGCUGGAGGCUCCGUUUAGAAGUCGCAGGAUACUGCACAUGCGUACAACGUAGAGGGGGAUCGCGCCGUGCUGCGCGGGCUUUUUAUUGGGAGGCUGGAGGGGUUUGGCUUGGGAGUCACGGGGUGGGGCGCCGACUGUCACCCCCCCCCAGAGUGGAACCCGGGGUGGACCGCCCCUAUCACCCCUCCUUGCUACGCCACUGGGGUGGGGGACAACAGGUUCCCCACCCCUGUGAAACUCUCUGGCUUCCAUGGAGUUAGUGCGAUCAGAUUUUGUGGAAGCAAGACUUUGGAACAAUUUCUUACGCAGUUCUUUAGUGAAAGGUGCCUUUUGUAUACGCUUGGACUUCUUAGAUAGGAGUUGUUUUAUAUUAUGGUGUUGUUGGGUGGUUUCUUUCUUUCUUUUGAACUGGUAGAAUUUGUUACAGAACCUUGUUAAUUUACAUUUUUUAAUGAAAAAGUUUAUGUCCUGCUCUUCCUACCAAAGGAGCUCAGGGCAGUGUUAAAAGUUAAUAUCUAUACUUGGCACCCACUUUCUGGAGAAGAAGAAGAGCUACUGCCCUGCAGAAUAACAGGAAAAGAACUUAUAAUGGAUAUGACGACUGAGCCUGUAAUGUGGUGAGCAUCUUCAUUCUAAAACACAAGGCCAAGCAAAUAAGGUUAGAAUGGCUGCUGAUCUAAAUAGUUUCAGGGUGGGUUUCCAUAUGCCCUCAUUUCAUAACAGAAAAGUCACAGGCAUAAGCACACAUGGAUAGGGUGUAAAUUAUAAUAAUAUAUGUGCCGUUAUAAGGAGACUUCCUUCUGAUCUCCUGGAAAUGAAGAGGACCAUGCUGCUAUUCCAAGCCCAUCUUGCAUAUUCUCUAGAGUACUGGUCUUCAGCUGGUGCUGGGGCCCAUUAGCAGAUUGUGGCCUGAUCCAAGGUGGGUCGCUACAAGAGUGCAAAUACAUAGUAAAAUAUAUAUUUGACCAUGCAGAUAUAUAGUAAAAUAUUAAUAAAUUGGUCCCCAAAUGCUUGUUUUGAUUAAAAGUGGGUUCUGGGUCUGAAAAUGUUGGAAAUAUCUACUCUAGGUUCUGGGCUCCCAAAUGCCCUUUGCAUCCCUUUACUUGCUUGUCAACCUUAGAUUAGACAAACUGUAAGCAUAGAUGUGCUUGCCUUCUUUGAAGCCAUUACAGAAACCCAUGCUAGUGCACCUGAUUGUAUCCUUCAGUGCACUAUGUUUCUAGGUUAAAGGAAUGAGGCUUCCAUGGCGCACACCUACAAUAGAAGAGGCUUUUUGUUUUUGUUUUAAAUAGCUCUUUGAAAUCACAAAGUCUGCACAGUUGCUCAGUGGAGUUCGCCUAGUGGAUUUUAGCCCAAUACCACAUGUGUUUCUUCAGAACUACCGUAAGCCAUUAUACUGAAUGGGGAGGUUAGGUACACAAAAGGAAAGUAUGCACAGAAUUAGCCUGCGCUUCAAGAAUGGGAUGGUAUCUGAAUAAGCUACCAAUUCCUACACAGAACUUAACGUCUGUUCCAAAUUAUCUCUCUCAUUUUGCCUCCCUGAUUACCACUGCUUCCCUUUUUUCUCUUUCACUAUAAGAGACGUUAACAAAUUUUAAUACCCUGCAGAAACCACGCUAGGAAAAAUAAAAACCCUCUCGCCUACAAAAUACGUUCCGUCGAAGGCAUUGUUUUAUUGCAGCUUUCUCCAACCUGGUGCCCUCCAGAUGUUUCAAACAACAGCCUAUAGUCAGGUAUGAUUGGAAACGCAUGGUCCAAAACAUCUGGAUUUUAUCCUGGAAGGGACUCUCCCGCCCGCGCCAAACGGGCUUGAGAACCAAUCUACUGUAAUUCUUUAGCUCGGGGUCAGCAACAAAACCAAAUGCAUUCCUCCCUCGUCCUUUGCACACGUAUAUUUCCAUUCCGGCAAUGUCCUUUCUCUGUUUUAAUCCUUAUCCGCCUAUACAGUAUCUUAUUCUGGGAAACGAGCAGAGAAGUCGAGCCGCCCGUCCGGCAAAAGCCAGCUCUGGAGUUUGCAGGAGGGAACGCCCCCUCCCGGGGAGGAGAGGCUUCGCACAUGACAGACAGGGACCCGGAGCCUCUUUAAUCGUCGCCUCCGCUGCCCAUCAACGAGAGGAGGAGGCGGGCGCUUCCCUCCGCUGGGUCGUGGUACCUGCGAGCAACUUGCAGCCGCUCACAUGAGUGACUCGAGGCUGCCCGAGCUGACGAGAGGAGAGCGCGCGCAAUUGGGAUUGCCUUGAAAAGCGCCCCCAGGCUUUCGCGCAAGGCUCUGAGAGGGAAUUUGACAGGGAACUGGGCUGCUUUGCUUUUUAAUUUUUUUUUGCAAGGAAUUUGGUUCCUGGGGAGAAAGCAAGGACGUGGGAGCAACGCUUCUUUUUCCAUUUUUUUUUAAACUUUCGGCAUUUUAGGUUGGGGUCCCUCUUCUUCUUCUUCGGUCCUCCAUCCCACCCCUCGCCCAGCUCUGUCAAGAAGUGCAUCUUCUUUUCCUUGUCCGAAUUGGGAGGGAACUUCUCUGGGAAACGGGGGCGACGAGGCGGCUUGCUCUUACCCCCCCCCCUGCGCUGCUUUCCAUUCUCCCUUUGCUCUUUGACGCGCAAGAGGAGCAAAACAGACGCCGGGCAAAAUUGAGACCCGCUCGGCGGGCGCGGAACCUCCGCGAGCCUCUCUCUGCUUUAUAUAGAGGGGAAUUUGCACCUGACCAGGGAGAGGAAUGAGGCUAACGACUAUAAAGGAGUCUCCAAACCCUCCCCGUCCCCUUUCAAUGAAUUAAACCCCCCGAGGGGGAUAGAUAAAGCGAGGAGACUCAGGGCGCGCUCGAGAAGCGCUUCCGAGGUCCAGCGAAAAAGCGAGCAGGUUAGGCGAGGCGGGCGGGUGGAGGAGCGAUGCCGCCUCCGAGGCUGCGCUGGCUUUGGUGGUGGGCGCUGGUGUGCAGUAGCGGCUGCUGCUCGCCGCCGCCUGCGCCGCCUCUGCCGGCCUUCGCGGGGGCGCUGCUGCCGGGCGGCGGCGAGGGCGCGAGCAGAAGCCAAGAGCAGCCCCAGGCGCCAGUCUCCUCCUCCUCCUCUUCGUCCCCGGCGGCGGGCUUCCUCUACCGGCGCCUCAAGUCUCACGAAAAGCGGGAGAUGCAGAAGGAAAUCCUCUCCGUGCUGGGCUUGCCGCACCGGCCCCGGCCGGCGCACGGCUUGGCUCGCCAAGAGGAGCAAGGAGCGGCUCCCCCCCUGCCGCCGACGCACCACCAGCGGAGGCAGCAGCAGCAGCAGCAGUUGGUGCCCCCUCCGGGCAGGCUGAACUCCGCGCCGCUCUUCAUGCUGGAUCUGUACAACACCCUGUCCAGCGAGGAGGACGAAGAGGGGACGCAGCAGCAGCAGCAGCGCACGAGCGGCAGGGAACCCCCGACGGCGCACCCGCUGCAGCGGAAAACGCUCCUCAGCCACCACCCAGGAUCUGGCGGCGGCGGCUCCCCAGCCUUAGCCACCUCGCAGGAUAGCGCCUUCCUCAGUGACGCGGACAUGGUCAUGAGCUUCGUCAACCUGGUUGAAUAUGACAAGGAAUUCACACCUUACCAGCGACACCACAAGGAAUUCAAGUUUAAUUUGUCUCGGAUUCCAGAAGGAGAGGCUGUUACCGCUGCCGAGUUCCGAAUCUACAAGGAUUGUGUUUUCGGAGGCUUUAAAAACCAAACCUUUCUGAUUAGCAUCUAUCAAGUAUUGAAAGAACAUCAGAACAGAGAUUCAGAUCUGUUUUUGCUGGACACCAGAGCAGUAUGGGCCUCCGAAGAAGGCUGGCUGGAGUUUGACAUCACUGCCACCAGCAACAUGUGGGUGAUAAACCCUCAGCAUAACUUGGGACUCCAGAUGAGCGUGGUGACCAGGGACGGUCUCGGUAUAAACCCUAGAGAAGCAGGACUAAUAGGUCGGGAUGGCCCUUAUGACAAACAGCCUUUCAUGGUGGCUUUUUUCAAAGUGAGUAAGGUUCACGUUCGAACGGCUAGGUCAGCCUCCAACAGGCGGAGGGAACAGAGUCGAAACCGCUCUACCCAGCCUCAAGAUGUUUCCAGGGUAUCCAGUAUCACAGAUUACAACAGCAGUGACCUAAAAACAGCUUGCAGAAAGCAUGAACUUUAUGUUAGCUUCCAAGACUUGGGAUGGCAGGACUGGAUAAUUGCACCAAAGGGCUAUCCUGCAAACUACUGCGAUGGAGAAUGUUCUUUCCCACUCAAUGCUCAUAUGAACGCCACCAAUCAUGCCAUUGUGCAGACUUUGGUUCACCUAAUGAAUCCAGAGAACGUUCCUAAGCCGUGUUGUGCCCCUACGAAGCUGAACGCAAUCUCAGUUCUCUACUUCGAUGACAAUUCCAACGUCAUUUUGAAAAAAUACAGGAACAUGGUGGUAAGAGCUUGUGGAUGUCACUGACGAAAAGUUCCAUUCAGAAAGAUCUGGUGCGCCGUUCUAAAUAACUUCCAUCCAGUGCCUCAAAGGGAAAAUCUGAAGCUUCUAGAACUGUAUUUGUGCCUUAAGGAGGAUUUUUUUUGGUUGUUGUUUGUUUUUAAGCAGAAGCAGGGGGCUCCAAUGCUACUUGUCCUUUUAAAGUAUUUGCACAAUGGGAGCCUUUGGUUCUUCUAAUUUCUAAGUACACCAAAGAAGAUUAUAAAGUAUGGACCAUGGCUGAAGCAGCAAAGGUACAGACCAAAAAACCUGCACGCUGUUUCGAUCUUCAAUUCAGUUUCUCUAAGCAGGCACCUGCCAAAUCCUGGUGGCGAUGCCCACAAGGAAAAAACAGAGGCUGUGUAGCUAAGAAAUGAAAUGCACUAUUCAAGGCAAAAAUCUCCAUCCUUAAAUGUAGCCAAACCAAGCUCUCCUUGCUUAACUUUAAAGACCUGCAAACUGAAGGUGAGAACUUUGAUCGGCAAGGUAAGUGCCUUGCAAGAACUGCUGCACUUAGGUUCUUGCAACACACACUGUGUUAAAAGCAAGUUUUGUCCCUUGCCCUUCAACAGUGACAUAACUGGCAACGUGCCCCUAUAGCUAUCACAGAAGGAAGUGUUCUAGAGGUUAAAUUGUCCCAUCAGGCUAACAGGAAGAAACUUGUACAUUUGUUCGAAAGGCAAUUUCUAUGCUUACAUUCCGCAGCUCUCCCUGUUGCUUGUUUUGAUCCCUCCCCUCCUUUUGAAAGCCUGACUGAAGAGGAACAUAGGAAGGUGGGGAGCAGAGGUUGUAGGACAAGACCAAGCAGGAGGACUGGCUUGCACUUACUUACUAGUGAGAUGGCAAGUUACUCAGUCUCACUGACCCAAUUAAAAGCACUCUUCAGAUUCCGAUCUGGUUGGCCAGGAAUAAACUUGCACCUCUCACUUCUACGAACAUGAAUUUAAAAUGUAUAUACAAUACUUAUUUCUUAUGUAAGAGAAAUGUUUCCCCAAUGCAAGGAAAAGUGCACUUCCCUUUGACUACUUUGCUCUUGUAAAUAAAUGAAAAUGAUAAUUUAUUGCAACUGUCAGAUAUAGUAAUUUUGAUGUACUAUUAGCAAGACCAAUUUUUUUUUGUAAAAAAAAAGAUUUAUUCAGAAACUGUGUGUGUAAACAAUUGUACCACUUGAUUUUUACAAGAGUCAUGACUUGCAGUUCAGCCUGCUCAUGAGAUUGUGCUUCAUAAGGUUUUUAAAAGUCACCAUGUAGAAU
Molecule: messenger RNA, 11606 nt
Organism: Zootoca vivipara (common lizard)
Lineage: Eukaryota; Metazoa; Chordata; Lepidosauria; Squamata; Lacertidae
Gene: BMP6
Product: bone morphogenetic protein 6
Biological process (GO): BMP signaling pathway
Cellular component (GO): extracellular region
Molecular function (GO): growth factor activity; cytokine activity
Source: RefSeq, a predicted model, not a curated record